Messenger RNA from Arachis duranensis, 3834 nucleotides. Its product is annotated as DNA polymerase delta catalytic subunit. Gene Ontology annotation, molecular function: DNA binding; DNA-directed DNA polymerase activity; nucleotide binding. The coding region runs from base 150 to 3350 and encodes 1066 amino acids. The transcript has 30 exons. Gene Ontology annotation, biological process: base-excision repair, gap-filling; DNA replication proofreading; nucleotide-excision repair, DNA gap filling. Gene Ontology annotation, cellular component: delta DNA polymerase complex. Lineage: Eukaryota; Viridiplantae; Streptophyta; Magnoliopsida; Fabales; Fabaceae. The record is from RefSeq and is a predicted model, not a curated record.
UGUUUCCGCAGCGGGAAAAACCAAUUGCAUUUGCUCGCUACCAAAAACUGGCGGGAACCUUAUUCAUUAAUCAUUCACUCCACUACACUUCUCUGUUCUCUCUGUCCCCUAAACCCUCCUCCUCCGCCUUCUCGUUUAUAGUGACAGCCAUGAGCAGCGGCGGCCGGAAACGCCGUGCUCCACCGACUUCGCAUCCCUCGCCGGCCACCCAGGCGAAAACCCAGGCCCUGUCUCAGGAAGAUGAUUUCGUCGAUGAGGAUGUGUUCCUCAACGAAACCCUCAUCACGGAGGACGAAGAGUCCCUCAUCCUCCGCGACAUCGAGGAGCGCCAGGCCCUCGCUAACCGCCUCUCCAAGUGGACCCGCCCUGCCCUCUCCUCCGACUACGUUUCGCAAUCUUGCAGCGUCCUUUUUCAGCAGCUGGAGAUUGAUUACGUAAUUGGAGAGAGCCACAAAGAGUUGAUGCCGAAUUCGUCUGGACCUGCUGCUAUAAUUAGAAUAUUUGGUGUUACAAAGGAAGGACACAGUGUUUGCUGCAAUGUUCAUGGGUUUGAACCAUAUUUCUACAUCAGCUGCCCGCCUGGAAUGGGUCCGGAUGAUAUCUCCCAUUUUCAUCAAACUCUUGAGGGAAGGAUGCGAGAGGCCAAUAGAAACAGUAACGUGGGCAAAUUUGUUCGUCGUAUUGAAUUGGUGCAGAGAAGGAGCAUUAUGUAUUAUCAGCAGUCCAGUUCUCAUCCCUUUCUCAAAAUUGUAGUUGCUCUCCCCACAAUGGUUGCCAGCUGCCGUGGUAUUCUUGAUAGAGGUAUUCAGCUUAAUGGUCUUGGCAUGAAGAGCUUCAUGACUUAUGAAAGCAAUGUACUUUUUGCCCUUCGCUUCAUGAUUGAUUGCAAUAUAGUUGGUGCAAGAAGCUUGUCUAACUGUCAGUUAGAGUUUGAUUGCUUGCAUUCGGAAUUGAUUAGCCAUGCUCCAGAAGGUGAAUAUUCAAAGAUGGCACCAUUUCGCAUAUUGAGUUUUGACAUUGAGUGUGCUGGUCGUAAAGGUCAUUUUCCUGAGCCUACCCAUGAUCCUGUUAUCCAGAUUGCUAAUCUAGUUACAUUACAAGGAGAAGAUCAGCCAUUCAUCCGUAAUGUGAUGACCCUUAAUUCAUGUUCUCCCAUAGUUGGUGUUGAUGUGAUGUCGUUUGAUACAGAAAGAGAAGUCCUUCUGGCCUGGAGGGAUUUCAUCCAUGAAGUUGAUCCUGAUAUUAUAAUUGGAUAUAACAUCUGCAAAUUUGACCUGCCAUAUCUUAUUGAGAGAGCUCAAGCCUUGAAAAUAGCAGAAUUUCCUAUUCUGGGCCGUAUCAGGAACAGUAGGGUCCGAGUAAAGGAUACAACUUUUUCAUCUAGACAGUAUGGAACCAGAGAAAGUAAAGAAGUUGCUGUAGAAGGGAGAGUUCAAUUUGAUCUGCUCCAGGUUAUGCAAAGAGACUACAAAUUAAGUUCUUAUUCUUUGAAUUCUGUUUCAGCACACUUUCUUUCUGAGCAGAAAGAGGAUGUUCACCAUUCUAUCAUAUCUGAUCUUCAGAAUGGAAAUGCAGAAACUAGGAGGCGCCUUGCUGUGUAUUGUUUAAAGGAUGCUUAUCUCCCUCAACGGCUUUUAGAUAAAUUGAUGUUCAUUUAUAAUUAUGUGGAGAUGGCUCGAGUAACAGGUGUCCCAAUUUCUUUUCUGCUUGCUAGGGGCCAAAGCAUUAAGGCAAAGCAGAAGAACCUGGUUCUUCCUAAUGUAAAACAGGCUGGUUCAGAACAAGGAACAUAUGAAGGUGCCACUGUAUUGGAGGCAAGAGCUGGGUUCUAUGAAAAGCCAAUUGCUACUUUAGAUUUUGCAUCACUAUAUCCAUCUAUUAUGAUGGCCUAUAAUUUAUGUUAUUGUACCCUGGUGACUCCUGAAGAUGUUCGGAAACUUAAUCUUCCUCCAGAAUCAGUGAACAAAACUCCAUCUGGGGAAACAUUUGUUAAAUCAAAUUUGCAGAAGGGAAUACUUCCUGAAAUUCUUGAAGAGCUUUUAGCCGCGCGUAAAAGGGCAAAAGCAGAUUUGAAGGAGGCAAAAGAUCCCCUUGAGAAAGCCGUGCUUGAUGGUAGACAACUGGCCCUGAAGAUCAGUGCAAAUUCUGUAUAUGGGUUUACUGGGGCAACUAUUGGUCAGUUACCAUGCUUGGAGAUAUCGUCAAGUGUAACUAGCUAUGGUCGACAAAUGAUUGAGCACACAAAAAAACUUGUGGAAGAUAAAUUUACAACUCUUAAUGGCUAUGAACACACUGCCGAGGUAAUAUAUGGUGACACGGAUUCAGUCAUGGUUCAGUUUGGUGUCUCUACGGUAGAAGAGGCUAUGAACCUGGGAAGAGAAGCUGCUGAAUAUAUUAGUGGAACUUUCACAAAACCCAUCAAACUAGAGUUUGAGAAGGUUUACUUUCCAUAUCUCCUAAUUAGCAAGAAGAGAUAUGCUGGUUUGUUUUGGACAAAACCAGACAACUUUGACAAAAUGGACACUAAAGGUAUUGAAACAGUUCGGAGAGACAAUUGUUUAUUAGUCAAAAACCUUGUGAACGAUUGCCUUCACAAAAUAUUGAUUGAUAGGGACAUCCCUGGGGCAGUUCAAUAUGUUAAAAAUGCAAUUUCAGAUCUUCUUAUGAACCGAAUGGAUUUAUCACUUUUGGUUAUUACAAAGGGUUUGACAAAGACAGGAGAUGAUUAUGAAGUGAAGGCAGCUCAUGUUGAACUUGCUGAAAGGAUGCGCAAGCGAGAUGCUGCCACUGCUCCAAAUGUUGGGGAUAGAGUACCAUAUGUCAUUAUUAAAGCUGCAAAGGGUGCCAAGGCUUAUGAGAGAUCAGAGGAUCCAAUAUACGUCCUGGAGAACAAUAUUCCUAUAGAUCCCCAAUACUAUCUUGAGAAUCAAAUCAGCAAGCCAAUUCUAAGGAUUUUUGAGCCAAUUCUGAAGAAUGCUAGCAAAGAACUUCUCCAUGGAAGCCACACAAGAUCUAUUUCGAUUUCUACUCCGUCAAACAGUGGCAUCAUGAAAUUUGCUAAGAAACAGCUAACUUGCAUUGGUUGCAAAGCUUUACUUAGCAAGGGAAAUCACACUCUUUGCUCACAUUGCAAAGGAAGGGAAGCCGAGCUGUACUGCAAAACAGUGACACAUGUUUCCGAACUAGAAAUGCUUUUUGGGAGGUUGUGGACACAGUGCCAGGAAUGUCAAGGUUCACUUCAUCAGGACGUUCUCUGUACAAGUCGUGAUUGUCCUAUUUUUUAUCGACGAAAAAAGGCUCAAAAAGAUAUGGCUGAAGCAAAGCUGCAACUUGACCGAUGGAACUUCUAAGAUUUUGUCAAGAUCCAUAAUUAGUUAUUUCUCCGCAUGAAAGCCAGAUACCUUAAUUUUACAAUCGUUCACAUAGUCUAAUUUGCUGUUUUGGGGAUUGAAGCACAACCUGUGUCUGCCUGCGGAUUCGGAAUCCUAUGACAUGCUCCUGGAAGGAAGGUAAAUGUAGUGAGGCUUGAUUUUUGCGUGGUCUAUAUCUAGUCUAGAUAUGAAUUUUCUAGUGGGAUAGUCUAGUUCAUAAUUUAAGCUUGUAUAUUUGUUCAUUAGUUCGGGCACGCUUAAUGUAAAGGUUAUACCAUAAAUUUGUUUCAGUAAAUGACAAAUUUGUUUCUAAAAGAAUUGGCUACUUAAAUGUGAAGGUUAUACCCUGCAAGAAAUCGUAUAAGUUGUCAAUGAGUACUAAGUAGAUAUAAUGAUAAUUUGACGAUCAAAUCCAUGUUUUGAAAUUCUCUCGACAAAGUAUAUCUUAAUUAUGAUCCUUGAA